This is a messenger RNA of Mytilinidion resinicola, 1289 nucleotides long. RefSeq names its product DUF602-domain-containing protein. Gene Ontology annotation, biological process: mitotic DNA replication termination; site-specific DNA replication termination at RTS1 barrier. The record is from RefSeq and is a predicted model, not a curated record. The transcript has 2 exons. NCBI's taxonomy places the organism in Eukaryota, Fungi, Ascomycota, Dothideomycetes, Mytilinidiales, Mytilinidiaceae. Gene Ontology annotation, cellular component: nucleus. Bases 56 to 1027 code for a protein of 323 amino acids.
CACUGCUUUGCCACAACCCACAACACCUCACGAACCCUAUAAAUACUCUGCCAACAUGGGAAACGAUGGCGGCAGUAUCCCUACGCGCCGCGAGCUCGUAAGAGAAGCCGCGAAGGCGCUCACAACGACCCAGGUCAAAGAAGUGCAGACCGAGCAGCAAGAAUACGCCUGGAGCACGGAUCCGAUAUCGCGCAAACCGCUUUCACGACCGGUGGUGUCAGACUCGGUGGGGAAGCUAUACAACAAGGACUCGAUUCUCGAAUACCUCCUGCCGUCGGAAGACAGCGCGGGCAAAGCAGAGGCGGAGAAGGUGUUAGAUGGCCGGGUGAAAAGCUUGAAGGAUGUGGUUGAGGUCAAGUUCGAGGUCGCGGAUGGAAAGAUGGAGCGGACGAAUGGGGAUCUGGGGAGGACGGAGAGGUGGUUGUGCCCGAUUACGAAUAGAGAGUUGGGUCCGGGGGCGAAGGCUGUGUAUCUGGUGCCGUGCGGGCAUGCGUUUGCGGGGAGUGUGGUUAAGGAGAUUUCAGGGGAGACGUGCUUGCAGUGCAACGAGCCCUAUGCUGAAAACGACAUAAUCCCUAUCCUGUCAAUCGUCCCGACUGAUAUCGCGAGAUUGUCACUAAGGAUGCAGACGCUGAGGGAGAAGGGCCUGACCCAUUCUUUGAAGAAGGGUGCUAAGGACAAGAAGAAAAAGAAGCAUGCUGAUAAGACCGCCUCGGUUGUCAAAGUGGAGGAAGACUUGAGCAACGAGGAAGCCAGAAAGGCUUCUAAGCCGGCAAAGCGACUAUCUCUCACUUCGGAUCUCCCACCGCCAUCUAAAGCCCCCGUGCAUGCUUCCAAUGGUAUUCGGAAUUCCGCUACUGCAUCCCUGACCGCAAAGGUUCUCGAGGAGCAAGAGGCGCGGAAUAAGAAACGAAAACUGGACAAGACUCUAUUCUCUAGCAACGACCAAACCCCGUCGAUGAAGAAGAGUGGCGAUUUCAUGAACAGGGGGUUCACUAUUCCGGCGGGUGCUAAGAGAUGGAAUUGAGCCUCAGAAGGGACAUCUGGAGUUACAUGGAUCAGGUUUUGGGCAUUUCCCUUGAUGGCCCAAAGCUACCUGGGGGAGUUUCUGCGUUCUUGGAGUAGGUAAAUGGUCUGAAGGAAUGAUACCAGGGGUGCAAAGCACAGCUCCAUCGAAUUUCAUAUGAGAACAUGGCCUUGUAAGUAGUUACUAGCCUCUCUGGAAAGCAUACAAAGAGUCCCAAAUUUGACUUGAGAAGCAGCUUGGCGAAUAACAAGGAUCGUUAGUG